AUGUCGCUGCCGGUAUCUGCCCCGCCUUUCUGUGCCAGUCAAGCGGAGGACUCCCAAUUUACAUCCCCAGACCGGGACCGUGCUGAUUUAAAUGGCAGCGUAAAGGGGCCGAUGUUUGCGCCUUCUAGGCGCACGAGCUCGUUGCAUUCUAGAUCACUUUCUCAGCCCACCGAUGCAUUAGGUAUACAACGUCUGGAUCAGCGGAGAGAUUCUGAAACAAGUCAUUGUCGGACUUCUUCGAGCCCUUCCUGUCAAACGUUUGCCCAUGAUUCUUCGCCCAAAAUCCCCGAGCUCUCUCCAAAACGCCUGUCUAGGCAAUUCAAUGCAUCCUUGUAUUCGGAAAGCGUCGAUAGUCCUCGUCUCAGCAUGGACUUCAAUCGCCCCACGCCUCCUCUUCAAAGUCCCAGCCGAGCUAGCGCCAGACACUCUAGAACAUUGUCGAGCAGCUCUAGUACCAGUGUUUCUCGCAUUCUGAAUGGAAGCGAGCUCAGCACAAGUAGAAGUCAUUCACGUCAGUUGUCUUCAGUUUCACUACAUUCGAAUUCGUCUGAUCUCCGCCGCCCUUCCCAAGAGCUGUUCGCACGCUCGUUGCAACCACGGCAGUACAACUUCCCUGAGAAUUAUGAAUCACCUCCUCUGUCUGAGUCCUUCCACAAAGAAUCCACUCCUGAGGAGCAAAAUACCUACCAUGCAGAUGUGCGAAAACCACCCCCUAUGGUUUCCAAGAGACAAUAUAGACACAGCCAAGCAUUACCGAAGCAAAAUGUACCAGGAAGUCCUCUCCGUGAGCAAGCCCCGCAGAUGACCAGCGUAUGGCUUGAUGACGAUUUUUCAAAAUUAAAUCGCAGUAAAUCAAGCGCUACGAAACCACGCUCUGCGCCGCCCCAAGUUCACCGGAAACACGCAUCUGUCAGUGAAAGCCCUCGAACUCCAAUGAGUCCCAGCACAUCAAGAAGUCAAAGCAAAGUAUUUGCUCCGUCAGACGCUGCAACUCGGUUAGCAGCUGCGACCUCCAUCAACGCCCCCUCGCCAGUGGAGCAGUCGCCGAAAUCCCGUACACCAAGGUCUUUGCGGCGUCUUAUCGGCAGUUUAUCUCCGCUCCGUUUCAGUCCAAGGAAAUCUGCAUCCCCACAGUCUCAAGCACCGCCUCAAGCAGCACCGCCUCAGCCUGAAAAAACCAAAAGAAAACCCAACAAAGCACCUACGCCUCCGGUCGCCUCACCUGAGGCCGCACGGUCGCCAAAGAGUUUACAGUCUGCGAUCGACUUCAACGGAGCUCACAAGAACCUUUCGCGGCCUCGUCCGAGUUCGAUGGUAUUCCCACCGACCAGGCCUGGUUUAGCUAGUCCAGCUGGCCCGAAUAGGCCUGCCAGGCCGUCCCCCAACGAGCUGCUUGAUGCUACCGACAUGCGUCGUCUAUCAACGGAUUUCAAUCGUCGAUCCAUUGUGUACUCGCCUGUGAUACCCCAAUCUCCCACAUUCAUGACCUCUCCUCAAAUCGGAUCCACAUCGUCUCCCAAAAUGGCUGGGGUUGAUCGACGAUGCAUGUCGGCAGUGUCAACGUUGAGCAAUGGCUCAGACCCGUCUACCCAUUCAGGAUCCCGGACAUCGCUUCUUGUAGAUGGAAACUUAGCAUCAAGGUCGCCGAGAAUUGCUCACCCUACUGACCAGGAUGGACUACGCAUUCGUAAUGAUCCAGAAAAGCUGCAUCAUCAGGAUCCCCGGCCAGUCUCCGAGUCCGCCGAAACUUGGAUUUAG
Molecule: messenger RNA, 1758 nt
Organism: Wickerhamiella sorbophila
Lineage: Eukaryota; Fungi; Ascomycota; Dipodascomycetes; Dipodascales; Trichomonascaceae
Exons: 1
Coding region: 1-1758 (585 amino acids)
Source: RefSeq, a predicted model, not a curated record